AUGAGUUCCUCUAACCAGAUGUUGGUGAUGUAUUUAAUUCUCUCCGGCAUCUCCAAUGUGGCAGAGCUGCAGUUCCCGGUCUUUCUUUUGGUUGUCCUGACAUAUCUCCUCACUCUUGGUGGUAACAUGACGAUAUUUCUUCUGGUCUGCCUGGAUCGUCACCUCCACACCCCCAUGUACUUUUUCCUUUGUAACUUGUCUAUUCUGGACAUGUCCUCUACCACCGUCACAAUGCACCGGGUGUUCUCUGGCUUCAUAACAGGAGACAACACCAUAUCCUUCUCUGCCUGCUUGGCCCAGAUGUACAUGUUUGCAUCAUUGACAAGCAACGAGCUUCUCCUCCUUACUAUUAUGAGUUAUGACCGAUAUAUGGCCAUCUGCCACCCAUUGCGUUAUCAGACCGUGAUGUCUCUUAGGUUCUGCAGGAAGCUGACUGCCACCUGUUGGGCAUUUGGGUUCGUACAGGUAUUCCCCCUUGUUGUCAUGCUCUCUGGCGUCACCUGUUUUAGGACCAUUGAGAUCAACCACUUUUUCUGCAAUAUCAUGCCUCUCAUAAGACUUCCUUGUUCAGAUGCCUCCAUUCCUCAACUGUUCAAUUUCGUCAAUGGACUAAUCCUUGCCAUAUUACCAUUCUUCCUCACAUUUAUCCCUUACAUAUUUAUUGUCAUGGCUAUUCUCAAGAUCCGUUCUUCUAAUGGGAGACGUAAAACCUUUUACACUUGCUCCUCGCACCUCACGGUCAUUGUCCUGCUAUAUACUUCUUUGGUCUGCCAGUAUCUCAAACCAGAUUCAAUGACCAGCAAGGGUUCCAAUAAGCUUUAUUCUCUGUUUAACACCACAGCCGUUCCCUUGCUGAACCCCGUAAUAUACAGCUUGAAAAAUAAAGAUGUGAAGGCGGCUCUGAGGAGGAGAAGGAGAUUCAUUUCUUGA
Molecule: messenger RNA, 930 nt
Organism: Hyla sarda
Lineage: Eukaryota; Metazoa; Chordata; Amphibia; Anura; Hylidae
Product: olfactory receptor 5V1-like
Exons: 3
Coding region: 1-930 (309 amino acids)
Biological process (GO): G protein-coupled receptor signaling pathway
Cellular component (GO): membrane
Molecular function (GO): G protein-coupled receptor activity; olfactory receptor activity
Source: RefSeq, a predicted model, not a curated record